Molecule: messenger RNA, 1526 nt
Organism: Microdochium trichocladiopsis
Lineage: Eukaryota; Fungi; Ascomycota; Sordariomycetes; Xylariales; Microdochiaceae
Product: ligninase H2 precursor
Exons: 2
Coding region: 233-1324 (363 amino acids)
Biological process (GO): hydrogen peroxide catabolic process; response to reactive oxygen species; cellular response to oxidative stress
Molecular function (GO): heme binding; peroxidase activity
Source: RefSeq, a predicted model, not a curated record
CACGAGGCGAAGAGCCCAUAAGAAGAGCCGUCACGCCGUGGACGAUGCCUGUCUGUCCAGACACUUUGCCUACCGCUGUGUGCUUUCUAACCAUCUCAGGGGCAAAAGCCGAUCUCGCCAGGAAUAUUCCAACCCGUCUGUUCGGCACCCUUGUCUUGUCUUGUCUUGUCUUGAUCGAGCUGUUAGAGUCUUGCCCUGCAGUUGGAAAAUCAAACCUUGCGUUCCCAUAAUCAUGAAACCAUCACUCGUCGUCACCCUGGCACUAUGCCACGUCCCGUCCUCGACCCUCGCAUACCCCGGCAUGGCCGAGACACUCGCCGACAUCCAGGCCAGAACGCAAGCUGGCGGGAGCGGCAGCGGCACGCUUGAAGGGCGGUCCACCGACCUGCUCGGCGACCUUCUCUCGAGCGUGGCCACCGCCAUCGGCACCACCAUCGCCGGCAUCCUCAAGGGCACCGCCUCUGCCGUCGCCGACGCGGUGACCUACAAGGCCCCCGGCGCCCUGGGUUCCGACGCCUGCAACAAGGACAAGCUGUGUGUGUGGAAGUACAUCUCGGACGACCUGGCGUCGUCCUUCAACGGGUGCUCCGACCUCGCCCGCGCCGCGAUCCGGCUCGGCUUCCACGACGCCGCGACCUGGGACAAGUCGUCGCCCUACGGCGGCGCCGACGGGUCCAUUGUGCUCUCGGGCAAUGCGGAGUUAGGGAGGCUCGAGAACCGCGGGCUCUCGCCGGUCGCGGCGUUUGAAAAGUCCAUCUACGACAAGUACUCCCCUUACGGAAAACCCGGGAUGGCAGACAUCAUCCAGCUGGCCGCCAACGUCGCGACCGUCGUGUGCCCGGGGGGACCGCGGAUCCGGACCUUUGCGGGCCGCAAGGACGACAGCCGCGCCGGCCCGACGGGCAAGCUGCCCAGCCCCGUCCAGUCGGCCGAGGCCCUCAUCGCCCUGUUCCAGGCAAAGACGUUCACGGCGAGCGACCUCGUCGCCCUGCUCGGCGCCCACAGCACCAGCAGGCAGCAGUUCUUUGACCCCAGCCGCGCCGGCCUCCCCCAGGACUCGACGCCCCAGACCUGGGACACGAGGUACUACCAGGAGACGCUGUCCGUCCCGCUCGACAGCAGGAGCAUCGUCGUGUUCCCGAGCGACAAGAACAUUGCGACGUAUCAGGAGACCAAGGGCACUUGGAAUGGGUUUGCCGGGGUGGGAGGCCAGGGCCGGUGGGCUCGUGCCUACGCAUCCGCUUACUUCCGCAUGAGCAUGCUCGGCGUCACCAACAUGAACAACCUGUACGACAUCACCCGUGUGCUGCCUCUCCCGCGGUGAUCAGUGCACGCCGUCGUCGGGGGACUUUUAUUCUCCCCCACAGUAGUAGCCACGCAACCCAACGAUAACGCACAUGCGCCCGAGAUGACAAAACUAAUUUGGCACAAUAAUAUGGUCUAGUCUGGGGUAUCUGCUUCUUCUUCUUCUUCUUCUUCUUCUUCUUCUUCUUCUUCUUCUUCUUCUUCUUCUUCUUCUUCUUCUU